AUGCGGACUUUGUUGAAGGGAGUGAACUGUGCUGUGCGAUUGUCAAGAAUUUCACGAUUUUCAACUAAAUUCCCGAGGAUGGCGGAUAAUAGCGGCUGUGGAGUUUACUCAGCAUGCUUCAUUACUUGUCCCAACAUGGAAACGGCGAAAGCUUUGGCCAGGAGUGUUGUUGAGGAGAAUAUAGCAGCAUGUGUGAACUUGAUACCUGGAAUAACAUCAGUUUACAUGUAUGAGAAAAAAUUUCAGGAAGAUUCAGAAGUUUUGAUGAUGGUGAAAACUAGGUCUUCAAGGGUUCCUCAUCUGGUGGAGUAUAUAAAGAAAAACCAUCCAUAUGAUGUGCCUGAGAUCAUCAGUACUCCGAUUGAACAAGGCAACCCUGCUUAUCUUUCAUGGAUUGGGGAAAAUGUACCAAGAUAGAUUCUGCUACUAGUCAUAUAUCUUAGUUUCUAGUAUGUGUAGAUGUAUGUCAGUUAGAUAAUGAGGCCAUGGCAUGAAAAAAGCAGCCUUCCCCUCCCCCCAAAAAAUGCUAUGUAUGUUCAGUUAUGCCACCCUAAACUGCUAUUUGAAAAUCGUGAUGCAUACUAGCAUUAUCUCAUCCCUAACUGGUGUUAUGCCCAAGGUUUUGUGAGAGAACAUCAAACAACUGAAAAAAUGAGAAUAUUGUAGAAUACAAUUUCUCAACAUGCUAAAUUUAAUAGCAUACAUUAAAAAGGUUUGUUCUAUGAUUUUGUUUAAUGUAAAUAAAAUAAAAAGACUAUUUUAUGCUGUAAAAUAGCAAAACAAAAUGAUUAGUGUUUAUUUCUUCUUUUUUGUUUUUUAGUCACACAUAAACACAAAUGAAACACCUAUUAUUGUAUUCUUAAAUUAUAUGUAUGUCUUUGUAUGUCUUAAAUUAUUAACACUUUAUUGUUUCUCUCGAGUUUCCAGAUUGGUACCAGUAACAAAACAUUGAUGGAAAUUGCUCUUUUGAAUAAAGUCUCGUUAUGGUUAA
Messenger RNA from Nematostella vectensis (starlet sea anemone), 991 nucleotides. Its product is annotated as divalent-cation tolerance protein CutA. The transcript is spliced from 6 exons. Gene Ontology annotation, molecular function: copper ion binding. Lineage: Eukaryota; Metazoa; Cnidaria; Anthozoa; Actiniaria; Edwardsiidae. Gene Ontology annotation, biological process: response to metal ion. The coding region runs from base 1 to 417 and encodes 138 amino acids. The record is from RefSeq and is a predicted model, not a curated record.